Molecule: messenger RNA, 1592 nt
Organism: Colletes gigas
Lineage: Eukaryota; Metazoa; Arthropoda; Insecta; Hymenoptera; Colletidae
Gene: Hmg-2
Product: high mobility group protein 20A
Exons: 7
Coding region: 319-1308 (329 amino acids)
Biological process (GO): regulation of gene expression
Cellular component (GO): nucleus
Source: RefSeq, a predicted model, not a curated record
UAAUGACUACGUAUUGUUGUCGAUAUGUUAUUUCUGUUAUGAACUAUUCAUUUUUACUCAUAUAAUACACGUUUGAAUCUAACACCGGUCAUGAUUUGAGUAGCGUUUCGUUUGCAUUCGGUUGCAACAGUGUUGUUAACAUAUUCAUUGUUUAACCUAAUUGACUAUCAUUACACGAAUUUAUGUAUUACGUUUAUUAAAAAUGUAUUGGUUACGGCAAUAAUCCAGCUAUUGCUUUGAAUCUAAAAAGGUCAGUUAUGAAUAUUAGUUAAAACCAGUAAAACCUUGCAGGGAAAUAAAAACGUACGUCAUAAAAAAAUGAGUGAAAGUGCACCAGUUAUUGAUGUGCCUGAAAGCAAUGGUGGGCCGGAACAACCAACUUUUAACGGAGAAACUGAAGAUCAUACUAAUAAAUCACCAGGAAGCACAGAAGACAAAGCACCGGACUCUGUAUGUGACAAUGGAAUUAAAAAGAAUAAUACAACUUCUGUAGUUGGAAGUAAUACCACUAAUACAACUAAUAGAUCAAAGAAACGCAAGAAAGCUCCAAGGGAUGCUACUGCACCAAAGCAACCACUCACAGGCUAUUUUAGGUUUUUAAAUGACCGGCGGGAAAAAGUAAGAGGUGAAAAUCCAACAUUAUCAUUUGCUGAAAUUACAAAACUGCUUGCAUCAGAGUGGAGUACAUUACCUGCUGAUCAAAAGCAACAGUAUUUAGAUGCAGCGGAACAAGACAAAGAACGUUAUAAUCGUGAGUUCAGCGAUUAUAAGCAAACAGAAGCCUACCGUCUAUUUAAUGAAAAACAGUCAUUGGAGAAGCAGCAGGAAACUAAAAAGGAAAGAAACGGAACUGACCUUAAUUCUGAGCAAAAUGAUAUUCAACAAGAGAAAGAUAAUGAUUUUACAGGUUUCGAUAUCCCCAUUUUUACAGAAGAAUUCUUGGAUCAUAACAAAGCAUGCGAAGCAGAACUAAGGCAACUAAGAAAAGCUACAUCAGAUUAUGAGGCUCAGAAUGCUGUUCUUCAACGACAUGUGGACAGCCUGUAUGCAGCUGUAAAUCGUCUGGAGUCUGAAACAAAUCAACAGCGCACGACAAAUCAAGCUUUACAACGUCAUUUGGAUUCCCUUCGUUCGCAGUUAGCUGGUUGUUUUGCCACAGUAUCUCUUCCAGGCACACAUGAAGGUGCUACGUUACAAAAUAUCGAUAGUUACGUCGAAAGACUCGAAUCGUUAUUAAACAGUAACGUCGAGCAAUCUUUACGAAACGCUGUGCGUAGUGCCGUAUCUCGCCUUGAAUUAAUUGGAUGACGAUCGCCCCCCGGUAGUACAACUACUACGUCACUAAAGCAUCAUCGAUCAAGGCACUCACAUCGAAAAUAGAGAAAAAAGUGACUGUGUUGUUUUUUACAUAUUUUGUAAAAUACAAUUUGUUCUCUAAACAAGAAAUUGUCCCUUAUGAAUCGGUCAAACAAAAUUGCAUAUGCAUCAAAGCUUGACAAUUUAUAACGUAUCUGUACUAUAUGUAACAUUAAUUUCCUUUUUAAUUCAUAGUUUUAUGUUUAUCUAUUAUACUUUAAACGAGUAUACUUUAU